Osmia lignaria (orchard mason bee) is the source of this 1066-nucleotide messenger RNA. RefSeq names its product translocase of inner mitochondrial membrane 23 (gene Tim23). NCBI's taxonomy places the organism in Eukaryota, Metazoa, Arthropoda, Insecta, Hymenoptera, Megachilidae. The record is from RefSeq and is a predicted model, not a curated record. Gene Ontology annotation, molecular function: transmembrane protein transporter activity. Gene Ontology annotation, cellular component: TIM23 mitochondrial import inner membrane translocase complex. Gene Ontology annotation, biological process: protein import into mitochondrial matrix.
UAUCGAUUAUACCCAGAAAUGAACUUUGAAUAUUUUUGAUGAUUAUAUAAAAUUAAUGCAAUACUUUCAAUUUGUGGCAUCAUUAGUCGAUUCUAUUGAAUUAUUGUGUUUGUGGUUACUGGGUUACAGGUGUUCAAUUUCAUAUAGUAAAAAUUUCAAGUGAGAAAGAAAAAAAAAUUAUUCUCGACAUAUUCAGGGUGUUGAACCUAAAUCGAUUUUUGGAAGCGUGCACUGAUGCAAACCUGUGCAAACCCGGUAUCUGAGUUGAUCUGAGUGUUCACGAAUGUUUGGUAUAAAAUAAUUAAAGAAAGUAAAAUUUGACCAGUUAGAUUAUAAAAAUGAUAGACCUUCGCAAUGAGAGUACAACAAAUAAUACAAAAUAUGGUAAUUUAAACAUACCAGUUACGUCUCAACAAGGGUUAGCACCGCUUAGUCCUUAUUUAAACUUUGAUCCGGCAUACCUUCCUCCUAGCCAGCCAGAAUACAUAUUUCCAGAAGGUGCUGCAAAGCAAAGAGGUCGUUUUGAGUUGGCUUUCAGUCAAAUAGGUGCAGCAUGCAUAAUAGGAGCUGGUAUCGGUGGUGCAACUGGUUUAUAUAGAGGCAUUAAAGCAACAGCUUUAGCUGGUCAAACUGGCAAACUUAGAAGAACUCAAUUAAUUAAUCAUGUUAUGAAAAGUGGCUCUUCGUUAGCAAAUACGUUCGGAAUAGUAUCCGUAAUGUAUAGCGGGUUUGGCGUACUUUUAUCUUGGGCCAGAGGGACGGAUGAUUCCGUGAAUACUUUAGUAGCAGCAACAGGAACGGGCAUGUUAUUUAAAUCUACAACUGGUCUAAAAAAGUGUGCAUUAGGUGGUUGCAUAGGACUAGGAGUAGCAUCAUUGUAUUGUUUAUGGAAUAAUCGGGAAGCCUUAUUCGAAUUGAGACGUCGUAAUAUUAACCCAGCAUAGGAAUAUAUGAAAGUGAUGAAAUCAAUAGGAGAUUUCAAGGUAUUAGAAACUUACAACGAGUUCGAUUUGUUUUUGUUAUAUAGAAAAUCUCGUUGGAAAAUUCUCUAGAAUAAAGAAAAAAA